Messenger RNA from Thelazia callipaeda (thelaziosis nematode), 342 nucleotides. The record is from the annotation of a GenBank genome assembly. Lineage: Eukaryota; Metazoa; Nematoda; Chromadorea; Rhabditida; Thelaziidae.
AUGGUGGGCAGAGGUAUGGUCAAGAAACGACCAAAACAGAGUCAUGACAUGACUCUUAGAGAAACCUCACUGACGCCUAUCUCAUUACCCACAACUACUAGCACACCUUUACCUUCGACAUUGAUGGACACAUCAACUUCUCCAUUGUCAUCAGUUCGGGAUUUGGAUGCUGACUUGAGCGAAAUAGACAUUUUAAUUCAAAGAUACCUAGCAAAUACACAGUACAAAACAGCAGUAUUUUGGGCAGACAAGCGAUUGGCACUGUGUCGAAAAAGUGGAUUUAAAGUAUCAUUCAUUGAUGUGGCUCAUUUCAUCAAGGUUUAUAGAUUUUAUGUUUGGUAA